Magnolia sinica is the source of this 2082-nucleotide messenger RNA. RefSeq names its product DNA polymerase lambda. Gene Ontology annotation, cellular component: nucleus. Lineage: Eukaryota; Viridiplantae; Streptophyta; Magnoliopsida; Magnoliales; Magnoliaceae. The transcript has 14 exons. Gene Ontology annotation, biological process: double-strand break repair via nonhomologous end joining. The record is from RefSeq and is a predicted model, not a curated record. The coding region runs from base 90 to 1766 and encodes 558 amino acids. Gene Ontology annotation, molecular function: DNA binding; DNA-directed DNA polymerase activity.
UUGAUCCCUUAUCGACACGCAUACACACGCACAGUAGACUCGUUGGUUUCUUUCUUUCAAAAAACGAAGAACAAAAUAAAAGAAAGAAAAUGGCGCCGAAAAAGGCGAAGAAGAAGGAAGCAUGUUCUGAUAGGCAAGGAAUGUUCAGUGGAAUGGUUGUGUACUUAAUAGAUAAUGGAGUCCAGUCACGGAGGUUACAGAUUUGGAAGCAAAGGCUGAUGCAAAUGGGAGCUGCAGUUGAGGAUCGCCUUUCGAAGAGGGUCACUCAUAUUUUUGCAAUGAACUCAAAUGCCCUUCUUCAACAUGUGGGUUGUGAACGUUUGAGGCGUUUUAAAGGGAGAGUACUUCAUUACCAGUGGCUGGAAGACAGCUUGAAAAUAGGAGAAAAGGAGCCUGAGGAUUCAUAUCAUCUUGCAGUAGAGUUAGAAGGGGCAAAUGAAUCGGCACAGUCAUUGGAGAUGUGUUCUGAAUCGGCCAGAGGUAAUCGUUCAGAUAACGAGUUAUCUCCUUGCAAAAAGACCAGAAUUUCUGAUGAUUUAGAAGUCACACGGGCGGGGGAGAGCGCUGAAGACAAAGAGCCAGGUGACAUAGGAUGGGACUAUUUGGCAGCACCAGAAUAUCGGAUGAUUGACAUGAAUAGUGGGGAUGAGGCACCAACCAUUGCAAGUGGUUAUACUGACCCUUCCAGCCAUCAUAAUUCUGAUGCUGAUGAGUCUAGCACAAGUGUCCUAGAUGCUGGGUCAAAUGAAUCCUCAUUGUAUAGUGCACCUGAUUUAAACAGGAACAUGACCGAGAUAUUUGGAAAACUUAUCAACAUUUACAGAGCACUAGGAGAUGACCGGAGGUCAUUCAGCUACUACAAGGUUAUUCCCGUGAUUGAAAAAUUACCUUUCAAAAUUGAAAGUGUCGAUCAGGUCAAACACCUGCCAGCAAUUGGAAAGUCAAUGCAGGAUCAUAUUCAGGAGAUUCUGACGACAGGAAAAUUAUCGAAGUUGGAGCACUUUGAAAGAGAUGAAAAGGUGCGGACAAUUACUCUAUUUGGGGAGGUUUGGGGUAUUGGUCCAGCCACUGCUCUCAAACUAUAUGAAAAAGGACACCGCACGCUAGAUGAUCUGAAAAAGGAGGAUUCAUUGACAAAUGCACAAAGAUUAGGGUUGAAAUAUUUUGAUGAUAUCAAGAAAAGGAUACCACGACACGAGGUUAAAGACAUGGAAGUUCUUUUACAGAAAGCUGGACAAGAUGUCUUGCCUGGGGUUUCCAUUGUUUGUGGAGGAUCAUAUAGGCGGGGAAAGGCUACCUGUGGGGACUUGGAUAUUGUAAUUACACAUCCUGAUGGAAAAAGCCAUAGAGGCUUCCUACCUAAAUAUGUUCAGUAUUUGAAAGAUGUCAAGUUUUUGAGAGAGGAUUUGAUCUUCAGUACCCACAGUAUGCAGGGAACUGAUUCAGGAGUUGAUACAUACUUUGGCCUUUGCACAUAUCCUGGUCGAGAGCAACGGCACCGCAUAGAUCUCAAGGUAUACCCAAGGGACAUAUAUGCUUUUGGACUAAUAGCUUGGACAGGAAAUGAUGUGCUAAAUAGGAGGUUGAGGCUGCUAGCGGAAUCCAAAGGGUACAAACUCGAUGAUACAGGCUUAUAUCUGGCUACGCAGAGUUCUGCAGGGAAAAAGGGUGUGAAGUCAAGUACAAGUUUGAGUUGUAAAACAGAGCGUGAAGUGUUCGAUGUUCUCGGAUUUCCUUGGCUUGAACCUCAUGAAAGGAAUCUAUGACUAGACAUUUUGUGCAUAUGUACAUAUGUACGUGAUUUUGUAGAUACAGGCACUUACCACUACUACAUAAAGAAAGGGUUAGUUCUGCUUUCAUCUUAUUUCCUUGUGACCAUCAUUUCUUCCCAACUUCUGUGCCUUCACAGAAUGCUGUGUACUUUUCCGUGAGCACACAUGUAGCGACGACCUGUGUAAAACAUACCUGUGGUUCUUCAAGUGUGUAAACCAGAACAUGUUUUGUUCAGGGCGCCCUUACCGUAUGCCCAAGCUGAUGACGAUGAUGAAUGGAUUAAAUAACAAAAACUGCAACUGUACCUCA